CAAAACUUAUCCCACUAAGUGAGCUUAUCCACAUGAACCAGUGAUUAAUUGGCUCAAAGUGUACUGUUGGAAAGAACUGUUGGGAGCUUCACUCAAUGGCUACUGGUGCUAGUUCUUUUAGUGAUUCUACUAUGAGGAAUGAAGGAUAUGAUGAUCGCCAGCUGAAAAACAAUGACGAAAUCAAGAAACUGGUCCAGUCCAUGGAGAAAAAACUAGAAGAGGUCAGUUACUUGCAAUCCAAUUAUGAUAUAUAUCGAGUUCCCACGUCAUUUCACAAGCUAAAUUCAAAAGCUUACACACCUCUGUCAGUCUCAAUUGGCCCUCUGCACUACAAGGAUGAACACUUACAGAAAAUGAAAACACAUAAGUUGCGGUAUUUAAAUCGCUUUCUUAAUCAACCCAAUGGGAAAAGCUUAGAAAUUUUUGUCAAAGUUGUGAGUGAUCUGGAAGAAGAAGCUCGCAAAUGUUAUUCGGAAAUCGUGGACUUAAGAAAAGAAGACUUUGUAGAGAUGAAGGUGAUGGAUGGUUGCUUUAUACUUCAACUCCUCAAGACCAUGGCAUUUGGGGAGAAGGAUCAUUUCGUAUCACAUUUGUCAUGGUAUUUCGAAAUUUUGGCUGACCUAAUUAAGCUUGAAAAUCAGAUUCCCUUCUUUGUUCUUGAGCAGUUAUAUGGUUUAAUCUUUGAUCGUAACAAGCUGUCCUUCAAUCAUUUUAUCUAUGCACAAGUCUUAGCCAAUUUUGCAGUUGGACUCCAUGGUCCAAUCCAUGGAAGUUUUGAACAAUUAAAAUCACUACCAAUGCCAAAGGGUAGAGUAAAGCAUUUUCUUGAUCUCUUAAGAUAUGUCCUCGUUCCAUCAUCUCCGAGGGAAUCCGGUGAAAGUUUUUUGCCGCUUACAUGUUGUGCCUCAGAACUUAAGAGUGCCGGAGUCAAGUUUGAGAAGAAGGAGUCGUCUGGCUCUACAAAGACAUAUUUAUUUGACAUAGACUUCAACAAGGACAAGGGAGUAUUGAGAAUCCCAACUAUUGUGAUCGAUAACGUUACAGAACUUGUCCUUAGAAACCUCAUUGCCUUUGAGCAAGGUCAAGACUGUACUGCUUAUUUCACAUCCUACGCAUGCUUCAUGGAAUACCUCAUUAACACUCCCACGGACGCCGAGUUAUUAAUACGGAAGGGAAUCAUUAGAAACUACUUUGGCAACCCAGAAGAUGUGGUGAACUUAUUUAGCAACCUUGGCAAAUAUACUGUCCUCGGGAAUGAUUAUUUCUUUGAUGUUACUAAGGAUUUGGAGGAGUAUCACAAAAGAGCUUGGAAUAAAUCCAAGGCAAGUUUAGUGCAGACUUACUUCAACACCCCAUGGGCAUCAAUAUCAUGUGGUGCUGCAGCGUUGCUCCUGUUCUUGGCGAUAAUACAGACUAUUUGUUCCAUCUUACAAGUUAUACCUUGAAUAAGUCAUUCAAGAGGACCUUCCACUUUUCUCCCCCCCUCCCCCCUUUUUUCUCGUAUUCCCUCUUCUUUUGGUGUGUUUUUUCUCCCCCACCCCCUCUCCGUUUGAAUGCCCUCUAUCUUAGGGCUUGAUCUUGUACCUCUCCUGUUUGCUUGUUUAGUCCUCUUAUAUAUGUUUUUUUCUUUUUUAUCUUUAGUUAUUAUUUCUAUCCCCCCACCCCCCAAAUCUACUUCAUGUAAGAUGCUCGAUCAUAAA
Messenger RNA from Macadamia integrifolia, 1700 nucleotides. Its product is annotated as UPF0481 protein At3g47200-like. The transcript has 2 exons. Bases 96 to 1445 code for a protein of 449 amino acids. NCBI's taxonomy places the organism in Eukaryota, Viridiplantae, Streptophyta, Magnoliopsida, Proteales, Proteaceae. The record is from RefSeq and is a predicted model, not a curated record.